This is a messenger RNA of Haliotis rufescens (red abalone), 2864 nucleotides long. RefSeq lists its product as uncharacterized. The record is from RefSeq and is a predicted model, not a curated record. Lineage: Eukaryota; Metazoa; Mollusca; Gastropoda; Lepetellida; Haliotidae. The transcript has 11 exons. Bases 907 to 2625 code for a protein of 572 amino acids.
CUCUCUAUACUAUCGCUGCCACCAGUCAAAACUUCACACUGUGUAAGGCGACUACAGCCAUGCAUGGAGCUAGGGCCUAAUCGUGACCUAUCGAACUACAGACAGGUGACCUUAUGUUUACGCGAAUGGCCGUGAUAGAGCAGACGAAAUUAUACCCUAUUAAUUGUUUUGUUUGUUUGUCAUCAGGUAAUUCCAUUUCUUUUAAAUUGUCUGGCAGGAAGUGUGUCGAGGAUAAUAUUCUUGCAAAACUGUGUUUUCUGUUGGAUGCCGAGACAGUUUCUUUGCUGCAUCACCACGAAGCUGGUUUGUGUAGAAACUGUUUCAUAAAAAUAAAUAACUUUAUGAAAUUUAAGGAUGGAUUGCAAACCAGCGUGAAGAAAUAUAUUUGCAGAGAUAACAAAAUCAAAAGGCAUUCACUAUUGACGGAUUGUUCCACACCUGACAGCAAGCGGCAAUCAAUUGCAUGCGAGGUUGAGGAUAUUUCAGGUGAGCGUUCCCGUACAUGAGAAAAUAUGAAACUUUUUUUCAUGCCCCUAACCUCCUUCUCAACAGCCCAUCCGAUGUUCCUUAUCUUGAGUUGUUUACUGCUGUUUGUUGUCACUAUCAUUCUAACCGGAAAUGAGUAGACUAGUCUGUUUAUUAGACAUAAUACGUAAUAAUGAUAAUAAUAAUAUUUAUUUAUUUUAUUCAUGGUUAAACUAAGUGCUGUUAGGAGAUCUUUUGGGACCCUUAAAUAGAUUUUCUUGCUUUAUUGCAUAUGUCUCAUUUGAUAAAUCAACUUUGAAACCUCAAGCACACAUUUGGAAUUGUGAUUCAUCUGUUGCAAAGAAUUUUAACUAAGCAUGAGGUAGAAGCUAAAAUAUUUGCAAAACAUAUUAUUGCAUUGCUGGAGCUCAACAUCCUCUGAUGGCUGAAGCAAGACCGACUGGUAUUGCUUUCAUCGUCAUUUACAAGUUAAACAUUGACCUUUCCACGUGCAAAAAGAAUGCCACAAGUUACACUGAAAACAAGAGAAGUUCACCUGCUUCCCAUAAUGAAGAAUCAGAUGCAUCAUCUUUUUCUGUGCAAAAAGAAGCUGAACACAUUUAUGCAGCCUCACCGUGUACCAAAAUCUGUUCUAAUGGGACAGGACCCGAUGAAAAACCAAAGGCUGCAGUUGGUGAACACAACUAUUGUUUGGAUUUGCCACCAAAACAAAAGCUACCAUCUACAUUUUCAACUCAUGAGUCAUUUGCUGAAGUUGGGAAACAGCCACAGCAGACAUAUUUACAUGGACUAAUGCAAGCAGUUGCAUCUGAGGACUUGGAGCAAGUUGUGACCUUACUUUUGUCCCACCCCAGUUCAAGAAAUAAAAUAAACGAGAGAGUGAUACAGCAGCUACAGUCAGACUGUCAGGAGCUAUCAUCAUUAUCAUCUCCAUCGGUUCUCAGGGAGCAAUCAAGUCUGCAGAAUCUUACAGAUAGCCAUGACUUUAUAGGUCAGGUAUUUCAGGAGAUGAAAGAAAGGGCACCAUUCUUGUUGGCUGUAAUGUCCACUGUAACUGGAUGUAUGGAUGGUGAAAUUCCACUCAAUAAAGUGGCUGCAAUAACGUCAUCAUACUCCAUACUGAUGCGUAUGCGAAACAUCCAUCUAACAGCAUGGCAUAAGAUGGUGGGAUGCAUUCUCAUAAGAGGACAUUUAGAAGAUCAGAGUAUGGUACUACUGAGCAACAUUGGAUUGUGCCAAUCCCCAACUACCAAACUCCGAAUGAUGGCCCAGGCAGUGACUCAAACAAAGCUUAACAUUGUUCGAUCAUUACAAUGUAAUCCAUUGAUCAAGAUCACUGGAGACAAUUUGGAUGUCUAUAUCAGGUCAUCUAAAGUAGGAUCAACUAAAAAUGACAACAAGGAUCUUCACAUGUUUGCAUCAAACAUCAUUUUCUCCAAGUUUGCUGACAUUAACUUGAGCACUUCACCACCACCUCUAUCCUCUACAUGCAUCAACGCAUCUGAUGUCCUCCCGAAUGAAGACACUUUGAACAAGUUAUCCUCAGCUUAUAUUGUUCUCAUUGGCAGAAUACUGAAGGAUAUUCCAGCACUAUCAUGGCUCAACAUCCCAACACACAUUCCACACAGCCACAGUAAAACAGCAUCCAUGAAGACAGAGGUACAUCCCAUGCCACUGUUAUUCAGCAAUGAAGCCAAGUAUGAAGAAUGUGUGAAGAUUCUUGAUAGCUAUGAGGAUCAGUUGACAGAACUCUUUACAAGUGCACAUGGUGACCAAUCAGCGCUAAGGGAACUUCAUGUUCCAGUCGGUGGGGAUCAGCUCACCAGGGUAAGGCUUGAGGGUGCCAAGAGUCUCAGAGCACUUUCUCCUACACCUGCCAAAAGAUUUGAUGAUCUUGGACCAUUUGUUAUUGAAUGGUGGCACAACAAGCAGGACUUUUUGGAGAAGGCAUACAAGGCUUUGUUCAGCCCAAGGUCAAUUAGACAGCCAGGGACACUAUACUUCUACAAAGCCAAGUUUAACAUGACAAAUGUCAAUGGAAAUGUUAAGAGGAAUUUUCAGUCUCAUCAUGACCUACUUGUUCAUGUUGGAAAAGCUGUUAUUGUGGAACAGGCACGUGAAUACUUUGGUAAUCACUGAUGACAACAACACAGCUUUGAAGAAUAUUCCUGUUGAUGUUUUCAACCUGUCUUUGGAAGAGAAAACCACAGCGUCAGAGGCAGUUUUAAGAGCUUUCCUUGUCCACUAUGGAUACCUUGAUUUAACGUUCAAGGAUUCUUGUGAAAGAAUGUAUUUGAUUUUUCAUGUAAAUGCUGAUGGUACAGUGGUGGAAGAAAAGUCUCAGUUUGAACCUGAUGAAGUCUACAGUUAUUGCCAGC